UUUUCUCUCUUUUCUGUCAGUUCUCCAGGAAAGACAGUCGAUGAAGUGGUGCAGUCCUUACCGAGGGCAAGAGACAGAUUGCAGAAACAUUUCCAUGAGCUUCAGGAAACUGCAGAUGAUAUUGACACGGUCCACAAAGGAGCAACAGUAGCAAACGUUGCUGGAGGGGCAGUGGGAAUUGCUGGGGGGAUAACGACCUUUGUAGGCCUCAGUCUCGCUCCUGUUACAUUUGGAGCAUCCCUGAUAGUCUCUCUUACGGGGUUUGCUGUUGCUACAGCAGGGGGAUUGACCAGUGCAGCCGCAACCACCACAGAUAUGGUGGCGAGUAAAGUCAAGAAGGAGACAGUAGAGAAGCUCUUACUGGAGUGUCAGGCCGAGCUGGGAAAUAUCAAAAAGGAUACAGAGAUCAUCUGUGAACAUAUACAAUGCUUGGAAAGUUAUGGAAACAGUGAUUUUAUGUUUCCAUUCGCACAGAUAGGGGCAGGGGCAGGACGAGCCGCUCUUAACAUCCCGAAAAUGGUCAAAGCUGGUCAGCUCCUGGCUAAUGCUGGUAAAGUUGCAAGAUUUGCUGGAGCUGCUACCCACAUUCUAACAGCUGUCCCCCUGGGGUUAGAUGUUUUCUUUGUAGCAAAGGAUUCUGUGAAACUCCACAAUGGCACAAAAACGGAGCUGGCAGCUAAAAUCCGAGAAGCCGUCAAUGAAAUGGAGCAAGUGACUCGCCAAGUCAGUGAAAUGUGCAUGGCCCUAACUGCAGGUAAACAAGAGUGAAUAUUGGGCAAAAAUCAGUGGCUCAGUCCUGCAAGAUGCUGAACAUCCAUCCCCACUGCCUUCCACAGGGAUUGGAGGGAUUCAGCACCCCGCAUCAUCCUGCUCUUAUGUUUAGCAAGAGUGACGUUCCUAUAGAACACUCCCACUCCCGGUACCCAGCCCCCACACUAUUCACAUGCAUAAUUAUUACAUUUUACACCAGUCCUAAAAUUAGUCACCGAAUUUCUUAGUAGCAGCUGUAGUUAAAGAUUUUUUCCACAAUUAAAAUGGUAACAGGGGUGGAUAAUGCAAGCUAGAAGUUCCAACUUGCUUCUUAACCUCAGUCUGUCCCCCAGCAUUCUUGUUUUAUUUUGUUUUUUUGUUUCUUUUUAACCAAUUUUUCCAUUUUUGGUUUCAGCCCAGAAGACAAUUUUGGAAAAUUUGACAACUUUGGCUCAGCCGUUUAAGUUCAAUGUGUAUAAUGAGAUCCACAAACACCCCCAUAUGCUUCUCCUCUAAAACAGCUGAAUCAAUUCUGUUCAAAUUUGGC
Caretta caretta (loggerhead turtle) is the source of this 1297-nucleotide messenger RNA. The record is from RefSeq and is a predicted model, not a curated record. Lineage: Eukaryota; Metazoa; Chordata; Testudines; Cheloniidae.